GAGGGUAGCGGUCGUCACCGCCCCGCCGCCGCAGCCUGCGACACCGGCACCGGCUCAACCUUCAGCCGGACUAGAGGCCGUCGUAGCGACCUUAGUCGCCAAGAUGGACAGCCUCCAGGCCAGCCACCGAGGCCUCGAGGCCAGCAACCGGCGCCUACAAGACGCGCUCCGACGGGAUCGUGGCCGGAGCCAAUCCCGCCGACGACGGGCGCCUAGCUCGUCACGGCCGCCGACACCAGCGCGCUCUCCGACGCCGACGAACGAAGACGACCUCUGCUGGUGCCAUCAGCGGUUCGGCAGCAGGGCACGCCGCUGCGAAUCGCCAUGCAGUUGGGCGGAAAACUAGGCGGCCCCGCGCUCUUGGCGCAAUGCGCGGGCGCACUUCCCACCGCCGCGCCGCUCCUCUUCGUGCGGGACACGAAGACCAAUCAUCAAUUUCUGAUUGACACCGGAGCGCAGGUCAGCGUGCUGCCACGCCGCUGCCUACCCAAGAAGUCCACGCUGACCCCUGCUCCUGCCGUCCCGAUCACCACGAUCGGAUGACUGUAAACUGGGACGACCGUCUCCCCACAGUUUACACUGGUGACCCCGACGUGAUCCGGGCUACUCGUGGACCACACCAUGGAGUCGAGCGAAGCCACCCGGCAGCACACCGCCCCUCCCGCAACCAGCUUCAGCUCGCCGGCACCCGAACCCGAAGCAGCAGGUCGGCUCACAGCCCUGCUAGCCACCAUCGCGACCCUCAUCGUCCGAGUACAGCAAAUGGAGGCCACCCAGCGUCGACUCAAAGGCGCAGCAGCGCAACUUGGCCGAAGCCAGCAUCAACGACGCCAUGAAAACCGCCCUCUAAAGCCAGCGCAUCCGUCAACCUACGAGAUCUGCUGGUACCACCAGCGCUUCGGUGCCAGAGCGCGUCGCUGCAAAGCGCCGUGCAGUUUCUCCCACCGCAACAAAGGUCGACAUCGCAGCCGUCAGACGCCUCGCCCGUCACGCCCUCCGACGCCGACGUACCCAGACAGCUCUGUCUGCUGGUACCACCAGCGUUUCGGCAACAAGGCCCGCCGCUGCGAGCCUCCGUGCAGCCGGUCAAAAGCAUCUGCCGCCGCAACACUUCUCUUCGUGCGGAACACGAAGACUGCCAAGCAGCACCAGAUCGACGCUGACGCCUCACUCAGCGCAUCUCCUCGUGGCAACCUACCGAAGCGACCGACGCCGACGCCAGCUCCACCCAACAAGCAACCGGUAGCCGCCAGCGCGCCAACCAGCAACAUCGACCACUGCGAGCCUGCGUCUCCGGAAGAGACGCCACACCAGCCUACGCAGCAGUCUCCUGCCUCUGCGACUCUGCCACCACUAGCUGCCAAGUCGGACAGCAUGGAGCUGCUGCCGCAAGACACGCCGCCUGCAGAACGCCCAUCUCCAAGGGCAGCAACACCGGAACCAGCUCCGCUGCGAUCCAUCCUGCGCUCGCGCCCCGAUCGCGAAGUACGGCCUCCAGACCGAUCUCGACGCGUCACGUUCACUCGCGACCCGUCUAGGGAGGGGGUAGUGUAGGAGUUCCAUACACUCGCGCACACCUGCUGCGCAUGUAUCGCCGUGUCGGUGUGCCACUGCCAAUGUACAUAUCCGCGCACACACACUGCGCAUGUGACAUGGUGCAAGACAAACCGUCUGGCCCGUAGUGAUUGGCGCAUGCGCAUAGUUUGCUAUACUGUCUAUCGUCCGCGUUUUAUGUACAUUAGUAAAUUCUGACAUUUUGUAAAUACACUUCUCUACU
Amphibalanus amphitrite is the source of this 1777-nucleotide messenger RNA. Its product is annotated as extensin-like. The transcript has a single exon. Lineage: Eukaryota; Metazoa; Arthropoda; Thecostraca; Balanomorpha; Balanidae. The coding region runs from base 622 to 1554 and encodes 310 amino acids. The record is from RefSeq and is a predicted model, not a curated record.